AUGGCGGCGUUAUCAUUACAAUGCAUUGCUACAGUUGCCAGUGGGUCACAGGACAGCACUGCAUCGGCUAUUUUUUUAGUUGACUCGCCUCAUCCCUGCAUUUCUUCAGGCCACGAACCCCUCCACCAGCCAUCCGUGAACAAUCCAUUUCGGGAUAAGGGGCUGAGUUCCAGUCUCGGCUACCAAUGCGACCGGUGUGGCCAGCACUUCAAUACCAGUCGCAACUGGAGCUCUCACAUUCGACGCGCCUGCUGUCUCCUUCCUGAUCCUCUUGACCAGUUGACCGACAUCGCUCCGAUGCCACAAAGCCGUCUCGUCGACAUUGGUGUUUCGUCAUCUGGCUCUUGCCCUCGGUCAGUUCGUUCUAACCGACCGGUCGUCAAACUGAUAAAUCCUCAUCCAGGAGUUGGUUGCAGCAUCUCCGACAAUGCUAGAGACUAUUCUUCCCUACCCUUGUUGGGCUUCGCCACCCCACCACGUCUGACAGCAACGGCUGCUUUGUCAGAAACUGCAAAUUUAGUCUCAUGGCCUUCUUCAUAUGCAUCAUCAGGCCCUGCCCGAGCCACUGCUUCACUUUAUGCCUGUCACAUUUGUCCCGACUAUCAGACCGCAUAUAGAGGAAAACUGAGUCUCCAUUUGCGUUACAUGCAUCGGCUGGUGGCAAGAUCGUCUGCUGCAAAUCGACCAGACGGCAGACAGAUUUUAUCGGUUGGAUCAGCUAGGGGUCUGGUUGAUAUUGCAUUACAGGGAAUAAAUGGAGACCAGGCAAAGAUAGCAGCUUUAAAUUGUCCUAUUACUCCUGGCCAGAAAGAAAGUAGAGCUCGGGUUUCAACAGAGACAGGAUCUGGACGUGCUGCUUGUGGAGCAUUUGGGCGAGCGCGGUUUGUGUUUGUACGCCGGCCAAGCGACGGUUUGAUGGUGGCUCGCAACGCUGUGACGACUGUUAGGAUGGCUGUUGCUCACCCUAAUUGCGAAAUACAACCGAAACUGUCUUAA
This is a messenger RNA of Protopolystoma xenopodis, 996 nucleotides long. The record is from the annotation of a GenBank genome assembly. Lineage: Eukaryota; Metazoa; Platyhelminthes; Monogenea; Polystomatidea; Polystomatidae.